UCUGGGGACUCUUGCACCAGCUGGGUGAUGAUUAGGGCUUAUCACAGAUAGGUCUAGGAAAAGGCUGGGAAAUACUUAAGCUUGUUUUGCAGUUGCUUUGAGCUCUUAGGAAAGGAGCGAUUUCUCUACAACAUCAGCCUGAAGUUUUCUGCCCAUACAAGAGAGCACUUCUCCACUGACAGUGGCUCAUCUCCUGAUGGAGGAGCACAACGUUGCCAGCGAGGUGCCGGCAGCCCUGAAGCGCCUGGCCAAAUGCAUAGUGCGUGGUUUCUAUGGUGUGGAAUGCUCCCUGGCCCUGGAUGUGCUGAUCCGCUACCCCUGUGUGAAAGAGGAGGACUUGUUACAGCUGCUCAAGUACGAGCGAAAGCAGCUGCACACCGCCCUCAACGCGCUCAAGGCGGACAAGCUGGUGAAGCUGCGGAUGCGGGUUGAAACGGGCCCUAAUGGCAAGAGCACGAGGUACAAUUACUACUACAUCAACUACAAGGUGCUGGUGGAUGUGGUAAAAUACAAACUGGAUCAUGUACGCCGGAAAAUAGAAGCAGAUGAGCGAGAUUCAACGACCAGAUCCUCUUUUAAAUGUCCAUCUUGCUCUAGCACGUACACGGACCUUGAAGUCAAUCAGCUCUUUGAUGCAUUUACAGAGACUUUUCACUGCACUUACUGCAACACUGAGGUAGAGGAAGAUGGCUCGGCGUUUCCAAAGCGCGACGCUCGAACGUUGCUCGCGAAGUUCAACGAGCAGAUCGAGCCUGUCUUUGUGCUGCUGCGUGAGACCGAAGAUAUUGUGCUGCCCUAUGACUUGCUGGAGCCUCAGCCAACAGAAAUACCAGAAUUAUCAGAAAGCUUUGAUCCGAAGUUGGGCUCAAGUGUGCUGGAAUCCUGCUGUCGCCCUGAAAAAUGGUCACACAGAAGUUCUGCUUUUGGCCUUACAUACACCCAAAACUUAACUAUUGAUGUCCAAGACUCAAAGCAAGAGAAGAAAAGAAGAGAAAAAGCAACUAAAAAGCAACCUAUCUGGUUGUCACAGAGCACUGUGGAAGGAGCAGCAACAGCCACCAACACAAGUAUUGGAGUAAAUGCUUUUGAAGAAACUGAAGAAAAUGUUAAAGAAACUGUCACUGAUAAUGAAAUCAUCAAGACUCUUCUGGUCCAUGAAUCCAAGUCAUCAUCUAGCACAGACCAGGCUCCUAUUGUCAAAAGCAAACGACACAGAUCACACAGUGACAGCAGUGAGUUUGAAAAGUAUGCCAAGCACUCAAGAGGAGCAGGAAUGAAAGUAGCAGGCAGCAACUUUGAACAAGAGGAGGAACAGGAAACUUUGGGUCCUAUUUUAAUGGUAGCUGGCCAGCCCUGCUCAUAUGGCCAAGUUAGUGAAAACCCAGAGCUUGUGUCUCUCAUGACAAAUGAAGAGAGAGACACUUAUAUAAAAGUAGGACAAGAAAUGUUCCAGUCUGUCUUUGAAUAACUACUACUGUAGGAAUAUCCAACCUUGUAUAGAAAAGAUGAAGGCUUCUAACUUAUGUUCUUCAAAGUUUACCACUGAAGGGUUUUGUUUGAACUUGCUCCUAAGCAAGAUGAUAAUCCUGUAGUAGGUAACUACAGUUCAAAUAUUAUCAUUGCAGCCACAGCAAGUGUUGUUUGUUGUUGUAAUGAUUAGACUUUGCGGAUGAUGUAAUUAGUUUUGGAGCAUGAAUCAUUUCAGGAUACAUUUGGAUCUAAUUAAAAUAACAUUUGAAAAGCAGUGAUGCAAUCUAUAAGAAGAAAUAAAUUAUUCCAUCUCUCUCUGAGAAGUAACAGUUACCUCCAGUAGUGAAAAUGAGUCCAAAUCCAAUAUGAGCUGGUUUCAUUCCACACGUAUGUUCCAGUGGUGUGUUAGGUCACUAACUGUAAAACAGUAAAGGACAGGUGCCACACAGCAACCUCCUUAUAAGGGAAGAGCUGUUACUAAAUUGCAUUAGCAAUAGAUGAGAAGCAACUCUGGCCUCUGAACUUUCAUCCCAAGAAUAAUUUUUCCAAUUCUUCAUACGCACUAUAUAGAACUGUCUUGAAUGGUGAACGUGCAAGGGGCACUGGACAGCAAAAUGUAGCAUUUCAUUUUGGUCUAGAUCAGUCAGGGAGCAAGCAAUGUAUCAAGCACAAGACUGCUUCUCCCAUCUCACUCUCCCACUCCCCAGUGUUCUUUUUAAGCAAGAAACAAAUUUUGCUUGAAAUUAACUACGUAAGUAGAAGGACUGGCAUUAGGCAUAAGUGAGAGUUCAACUUAAUCAGCAGUUCUGCUACUUGAGCAAGUGAUAAUGAAAGUAGACUAGAAGGGCACGAAGUAAAACACAGGAAGUUCUCUUUGAAUGUUAGGAAAAUACUUCAGUGUAAGGGUGAAGUGGCACUGGCCCAGGUUGCCCAGAGAGGUGGUAGUCUCCCACCAGGAAGAUACUCAAAAGCCACCUGGGCAAACAGCUCUGAGUGGCCCUGCUGGCACAAGAUGACCUUCAGAGGUCCCUGCUGACCAUUCCAUAAUGAAAUAGUAGAGAGAAGGUAUGACCAAUGAAACACCAUUUCAAUGCAAUUUUCAUGUACACAUACUGUUGGUUCUGACAGGUAAUUUUCUGUUCAGUAGCUGGUGUGGGGCUGUUUUGAAUCUGUGCUGAAAAUAAGUGUUGGUACCUCAGAGCUGUUUUCCUUAUUGCUGAACAGCAUGUGCACAGAGGCCAGACUGCUUAAUCACCCCAUGCCCCGGCAAGAAGGCUGGGGAUGCACAGUUAGGAGGGGAUGCCACCAGGACAGCUAUCCCACACCACAGAGCAUCAC
This is a messenger RNA of Serinus canaria (Common canary), 2808 nucleotides long. RefSeq names its product general transcription factor IIE subunit 1-like. Gene Ontology annotation, cellular component: transcription factor TFIIE complex. Lineage: Eukaryota; Metazoa; Chordata; Aves; Passeriformes; Fringillidae. The coding region runs from base 197 to 1468 and encodes 423 amino acids. The transcript has 5 exons. Gene Ontology annotation, biological process: transcription initiation at RNA polymerase II promoter; transcription open complex formation at RNA polymerase II promoter. The record is from RefSeq and is a predicted model, not a curated record.